AUGGGGUUAUUUGGAAAAGUUAAGGUUGAUCCCAAAGAACAGGUCCGCGCCUUGCAAAGAAAACUUCGACUUGAAAUUUCGCAUUUAAAUCGUCAAAUUAAUGCAAUUCAAAGGGAGGAAGAAAAGGUUAAAAGGGAGAUCAAAGUAGCAGCCAAAAAGGGCGAUAGGGAUGUUUGUGUUGUUUUGGCUAAAUCAAUUGUGCAUUCAAAAAAGUCUGUUGCCAAACUCCACGCAACUUCAGCUCAGAUCAAUUCAAUUAUUAUGAAUAUGCAACACCAAUUGGCGACCAUCAGAAUGGCUGGAACGUUAAAACAGUCGACUGAAGUAAUGCGUGCAAUGCAGCAAUUGGUUAAGGUGCCUGAAGUAAUGCAAAUAAUGCGUGAAAUGGCCAAAGAAAUGACAAAAAUGGGUUUAAUAGAAGAAAUUAUUGAAGAGACGAUGGAAUCUUUUGAACCAGAAAACAUGGAAGAAUUGGCCCAAGAAGAGGUUGACAAAGUUCUUUGGGAGGUUACUGCUGGGGAAUUAGGUAAAGCUCCUGCUGCUGUAUCUGAUACUCUGGAACAACAGAAAGAAGAAAGAGCUAAAGCUAUUGCAACUGCCGAUGAAUUUAUUGCGUCUCAAGCUUCCCAUACAUAAAUAACGAAUUACAAAACUUAUGUGAUUUUUGAUUAAAAUUUGGGAAUUUG
Molecule: messenger RNA, 686 nt
Organism: Meloidogyne enterolobii
Lineage: Eukaryota; Metazoa; Nematoda; Chromadorea; Rhabditida; Meloidogynidae
Source: the annotation of a GenBank genome assembly